AUGAGAGACUCAAAACAUAUACUCAAACUCCUAGCUGAUCUUAAGUGGGAAUCCCAUUACAGCUGGAUUUCGGUGGACGUUGUCUCUUUAUAUUCCACUAUCCCCCACCCAAAAGGUGCCAGGAAAAUGCCGUGGACUCAGUUACUGCUGACUGUUCUGAUAAUAGGUUCUGUUACAGCUGAUCAGAUCUUUCCAAAAGCUGGUAACAUUGCCCCUGAUAUUACUACACCUGAUACCAUAGAGCUAUAUGAAGAUUUUCCAGUGGGGAAAGAAAUACUCUACAUUACAGCUAAUGAUCCGGAAAAUGACACACUCACCUAUGGUAUAGAGGGGGAUGACGCUUUUCACUUUAAAGUAAAUCCCAACACGGGUGAGCUGCAGCUUGCUUUUCCUUUGGAUUAUGAGCUCAAAGACGUUCUUAUAGUUACCCUCACUGUUAAGGACCCGUACAAUAGACCAGCGAACAAGCUUCUUCUUGUAAUAGUGAAAGACUGCAAUGAUAAUGACCCCUUUUUCCAAAAUACCCCUUAUAAGGCUGAAAUCCGUGAGGACAUGGCAGUGGGAUCCAUAGUCUGUAUUGUGACUGCAAUAGACUUUGAUGCAAACAGAUUAUUGCCAGUGGAGUAUGCUAUUGAUGAGGUCAUACCAACUAAUUCAGAGACCCUACAUCUCUUUUACAUCUUAUCUAAUGGCAGCAUAGUCCUCAAUGGCAGCUUGAACUAUAAUACAAAGAGCACGUUCUACCAGUUGAAGAUUCGAGCUACGGAUGCUGAAGGAAUAUUCAACAAUUCCCUGAUUAGGCGAAAUGCUACUGCUUAUGUAUCGCUGGAUAUUGAGGAUCUGCCAGAUUUAAACCCACAGUUUCUUAAGGAACUAUACUCUAUAAGCAUUCAAGAGAAUACACCUGUGGGAACCUCAGUCAUUCAAGUUUCUGCCAUUGAUGGUGAUAAAGGAAUUAAUGAUGUUAUCACAUAUUCCAUUAAGGAAUCUUCUGAGCCUAAUCUUUUUAACAUAAGCAGUACUACAGGAGAAAUCUAUGUAUAUGGAAAUAUUGACCUAGAGGCCUUGAAGCAGGAAGAUGGACAGAUUGAAUUAAAGGUGGAGGCACGGGAAAAUGAGUUAAAUAUAAAAGGAGAGAACGCAACAAGCACCGCAUCUGUUACUAUACGAGUGCUGGAUGUCAAUGACAAUAAGCCACAGUUUUACAGUUGUGAGAUGCCAAAUUGUGACUUUAAGAUAUUAUCUCCUACAUCACACUUUGUUGGGGAGAUAGAAGAACAUUCCUCUGUUCGUGUACCUGUGUCCAAUCUGACCAUCGCUACAAAUGAUCCCGAUAAGGAUGUGAAUGGAGUCUUCUAUCUGUCCCUGCAAGGCCCUGACGCUAAUUACUUCACUGUGUCCCCUAGUCGAGUACUGAAUACAGCAUCUGUGCAGAUUCUGGUCAGAGAUUCGUCUGCUAUAGACUAUGAGAAGACACCAGUAAUGCACAUUGAGAUUUUGGCAAAUGACACUGGCUUACACACAGACUGCUGCUCGAUUGCUACAGUGACUAUCAACCUCAUAAAUAUCAAUGAUGAAACUCCUAUAUUUAACGAGACAUCUUAUAAGCUGACAGUGUUGGAAAACUGUCCUAAUGGCACCUCCUUGGGAAUUAUCACGGCAACGGAUAAGGAUGCUGGAGAGUUUGGCAUAGUUACUUAUCGGCUGCUUCCAGAAUCCAUACAUAACACUUUUCAAGUGAAUAAAACCACCGGGGAGGUAAUUGUGGUCAAUGGAGGGCUUUUGGACAGAGAGCGUCAAUCUUCUUAUUAUGCAACUCUUCAAGCUCAGGAUAUUAUGAAUGCAACAGGGACCACGCUCUUAGAAAUACAAGUAUUGGAUGUUAAUGAUGAAACCCCUAAAGUGACAGGUCAAUACUUUAUAUUUGUUGAGGAGAACACUGGAGAUGUUAAUAUCAAAAUUGAGGCAUUUGAUGCUGAUGAGCCAAACACUAAUAAUAGCCGUAUUCAGUUCCGCCUUUUGCCUGGAGAUUUAAGUAGUAAUUUUACAGUUAACGAAUCCACUGGAGUUAUCACUAACAUUGCUCCUCUAGACCGAGAAGCCAUCAAUGAACACAGCAGAGGACGCAUUAUUCUCACAGUAGAGCUAUAUGAUCUGGGAAAUCCUUCUUUAAGCUCUGAAGUUAACAUUACCAUCAAUGUUGAGGAUUUGAAUGAUAAUGAACCAGUUUUCAACCAAUCUGUGUAUUAUUUUUCUGUCACUGAGAGCACAAAGGGAGCAUAUGUUGGUAGCUUGCAGGCCACUGAUGGAGAUCAAACUGAAGUAAACAAUCGUGUCAGUUUCAGAGUUGCCCAGGGGGGAUCAGGAAACUUUCUUAUUCGAUCCCGGCAACUGCAAGUGGGAACAGGUCAAUACAUAGGAGAGCUCUCUCUUGAUCCUGAAGUGGAAUUGGAUUAUGAGCAACAGAAAAGCUUUACUCUGAUUAUUGAUGCUCAGGAUAAUGGACUUCAGGGGGUUACCCACAUAACAAGUGCCACGGCCAUUGUUCAAGUGUUGGACUUAAAUGACGAGCCCCCUUAUUUUGUCCCUUCUUCUCUGAAAGACUUAUACCUUCUUGAGAAUAGCACUGCUGAUGUGCAGUUACUAACCACUCUGCAGGCAAAUGACCCUGAUACUGAUCACGAUCUAGAAUUCCAGCAGCUGCAUGUGCAGUGCUUCAAGAAUGAGGAUGAUGUGGGAAACAUAUGUGAGGACUGGCUGUGGUUGGCUUCCAAUGGUGAACUUUUUGUAAAUAACAGCAAGGAUGUUGAUUAUGAGCUUUGCGAUCUGGUGGUAAUGUUACUGCGUGUGGAGGACAAGCUGACACUACUUGGGGACAGAUACAGCAAGAACGUAACCCAGCGUGUGGUGAUUGAAGACAUUAAUGACCAUGCUCCAGAGUUCUCAGAUAUAGGCGAGGCAUUUGUGGUUGUGCCUGAUAUUGCUCCAAUUGAUUACCAGGUGGCUAUUGUCAAGGCCUCUGAUAAAGACCGUGGGCAAAAUGCUGUUCUGACCUUUUCUAUUGCUUCUGUUGUAUUCAUUCUGUCUAAUGGAGAAGGUAUACGUCCACUCUCUCCCAACAUCUUCAAAAUCAUUACAUCUGCUGAGAAGGAUUUCUACCUGGGCAGCGUCAGGGUUGCUAGUUCCUUGGAUGUUUCUCUGAAGGGUCAAUAUCAAGUUACUGUGAUUGCAGAAGAUUUGGGAUCACCUUCUCUUACAUCUAACCAUGUUUUGGAUAUCUUUGCUAUAGAUGUGUCUUACCGGGUGAGUUUGUAUUUCGCUAUUACGGCAGAUGAGGUGCGUGAUAAUUCAGAUGAGAUCAAAAGGGCACUGAUUUUGGCAACUAAAGCGACAGUUUAUAUCUCAGCAAUUGAUGAUGCAGAAACUGCAAGAAAUGUUGAACCCCGAGCUACAGCUAAAAGCAUUAUGUCUGUAUACUUUGUGUACAGCAACGGCACAGCUAUAACACCAGAUGAGCUGAGCAGGAUAAUUCAGAGUAACCAAGAAGCACUCACUGAAUUAGUAGGUCUUGGUCUGUAUAUUAUUGGUGGUUAUAAACCAACAGAUUCUACGAAAGAUGAUGUGCUAUAUGGAGUGAUUGCAGGUUUGGCUGGUGUCAUCAUUCUUAUUCUUCUGAUCUUGAUCAUAUCUCUGGUCUGUAUGAGAAAGAGUCACAAGAGGAAGCUGCGAGCUGUUAAAGCUCUGAAGAUGGCAAAGAAUGUGUCUACCGAAAUAGUGCAGGGAGGAGGGCCCAUACCUGGAACCAACAAGUUUAACUCAGAUGGACUACAAAAUAUUGAUGAAGAUCCUGGCCAAUCGGUUAAAGGGGAUUCUCCCCUCACUGAUUCACACCGAUUCACACUGAUCAAUCAGGUUUUGUCCAAGGCAGAUCUUCUGUAG
Messenger RNA from Bombina bombina (fire-bellied toad), 3939 nucleotides. It is a transcript of the gene CDHR2, whose product is annotated as cadherin related family member 2. The transcript has 30 exons. The record is from RefSeq and is a predicted model, not a curated record. Gene Ontology annotation, biological process: homophilic cell-cell adhesion. Gene Ontology annotation, molecular function: calcium ion binding. The coding region runs from base 1 to 3939 and encodes 1312 amino acids. Gene Ontology annotation, cellular component: plasma membrane. Lineage: Eukaryota; Metazoa; Chordata; Amphibia; Anura; Bombinatoridae.